Messenger RNA from Symsagittifera roscoffensis, 1167 nucleotides. Its product is annotated as CD9 antigen-like. NCBI's taxonomy places the organism in Eukaryota, Metazoa, Xenacoelomorpha, Acoela, Convolutidae. The record is from RefSeq and is a predicted model, not a curated record. Gene Ontology annotation, cellular component: membrane. The coding region runs from base 92 to 685 and encodes 197 amino acids. The transcript has 7 exons.
CUUGACUUUUGUUGCUAUAAAAACUAUAACGCAUGCAUUGCGUUCGUCACAGGGAGCUCUUUGUGAACUUUCUUUCUACUUUUUCAAUGCAAUGGCUAGUGUGCUGACUUUCAGUGAAAGCUUACUCAAAACAGUUUUCUUCGUACUCAAUUUUUGUCUGUGGGCAUGUGGCCUUGUAGUGAUUGCAUCAACCGUCUACUCGCUCGGAGGUUGGGAGCAGCUGCGGGAAGUAGAUUUCUUCCCCAAUAACUUCUCCUCCAUCUCCUACAGGACCAGUGUGCUCCUCUUCCUGUCGGGUCUCCUUCUAUCACUUCUGGGGGGAUUAGGAUGUUUCGGAUCUUGCAACGACAGUCCACAUGUAUUCUAUUCGUACUCGGCUGUUUUGGUUGUUCUUUUCGCCGUGGAAGCAGGAGCUCUCUUUUACCUCAACAACGACUAUAAUAGAUCUUCCGAGGUGAUGUCGAUGGUUUUGGACAACAAUUUGAGGGCUUACUUUGAGGACAAACCAACAAAAGAAAGUUGGGGACUUUAUACAAAACAAGUUCAGUUGUUGUGGGGGAUCAAAUUACACUACUUGGUUCGAAGUGUUCCACAACAAAACAGUUCCAGUUUCUUGUUGUGUCGCUCCAUCUUCAGAAUGCGCAAGCAACCCACCAAGUGGAAUUUAUUCACAGAACUGCAGUGAAGCAUUGUGGGAGUUUGUGAACGAUAGAGUUCUGGUUGUCACUCUGGUCGGCCUUGUGGUCGCACUCACAGAGUGGCUGUGCAUUGUGACUUCUUGCUGUAUUGGAAAUGCCAUCUAUGAUCGAAAUCCUAUACGCUAUAGACGUCUGGGAGUCGAAUAGACUGCGGCAGACUACUAGUUUUAUAGGGCAGUGAAAGGGAGAUUAAGAGCUCUCUGUUUUGCAUUUCAAUCGUCUCAUUGCAUCAAACGGCCCUUUUGCCAUUCACCACCGCAAAAUUUAACACCUUUUUUUGAUAUUAUAACCAACAGUAUUACAAGGCUGUACAUGAGAUCAAUUUUAUGUAGGAUAUCGAUACAACUAUAAUUACAAUUUGACGACGUGAUCGAAAAUUUUUUAUAUUAAAAGAUGAAGGUGCCAGAACGGAGAGAACGGUAGAAGAGCUCACGACAACCACAUUUUAACAGCAGGAUUUUAUCAUAAC